GUCACUUCCCGGGCUGGCGGCCUCGCCGCAAUCCGGGCCGAGUCGGCGAGCCGAGCGCCCGGGCCAUGACCGUAGGGGCACUGCUGCUGCUGCUGGGGGUGCUCGGGGCGCCCCUCGCCCCGGGCGCCCGCGGCUCGGAAGCCGAAGGCCAACUGCGAGAGAAACUUUUCUCGGGCUACGACAGCUCGGUGCGGCCGGCGCGGGAGGUGGGCGACCGCGUGGCGGUCAGCGUGGGCCUCACCCUGGCGCAGCUCAUCAGCCUGAACGAGAAGGAUGAAGAAAUGAGCACAAAGGUGUACUUAGACCUGGAGUGGACAGACUACAGGUUAAGCUGGGACCCGGCAGAACACGAUGGCGUCCAGUCUCUCCGCGUGGCUGCUGAGUCCGUCUGGCAACCCGACGUGGUGCUGCUGAACAACAAUGACGGAAACUUCGACGUUGCCCUGGACAUUAACGUCGUGGUAUCCUCCGAGGGCUCAGUGCGCUGGCAACCCCCUGGCCUGUACCGCAGCAGCUGCAGUAUCCAGGUCACCUACUUCCCCUUCGACUGGCAGAACUGCACCAUGGUGUUCAGUUCCUACAGCUACGACAGCUCCGAAGUCAGCCUGAAGACGGGCCUAGGUCCUGACGGCCAGGAGACACAUGAAAUCUACAUUCAUGAAGGCACCUUCAUUGAGAACGGCCAAUGGGAGAUUAUCCACAAACCGUCCAGGUUAAUCCAGCUUCCAGGGGAUCCUAGAGGAGGGAAGGAAGGGCUCCGAGAGGAAGUUAUCUUCUGCCUCAUUAUCCGACGAAAGCCUCUCUUCUACCUGGUCAACGUCAUCGCCCCAUGCGUCCUCAUCACUCUCCUGGCCAUCUUUGUCUUCUACCUCCCACCGGAUGCAGGAGAGAAGAUGGGGCUCUCCAUCUUCGCCCUGCUCACGCUCACCGUGUUCCUGCUGCUGCUGGCAGACAAAGUGCCAGAGACGUCCCUGGCAGUCCCCAUCAUCAUCAAGUACCUCAUGUUCACCAUGGUCCUCGUCACCUUCUCGGUGAUCCUGAGCGUCGUGGUUCUCAACCUGCACCAUCGCUCACCCCACACCCACCAGAUGCCCUUCUGGGUCCGCCAGAUCUUCAUUCACAAGCUCCCUCCGUACCUGGGUCUGAAGAGACCCAAACCCGAGAGAGACCAGCUGCCCGAACCGCAUCACUCUUUUCCUCCAAGAAGUGGCUGGGGCCGAGGAACUGAUGAAUAUUUCAUCCGGAAGCCUCCAAGUGAUUUUCUUUUCCCUAAACUUAACAGGUUUCAGCCUGAACCAUCUGGCCCGGACCUGCGACGGCUUAUCGAUGGCCCGACGCGGGCUGCAGGUCUGCCUCAGGAGCUACGUGAGGUCAUUUCUUCAAUCAGCUACAUGGCCCGACAGCUGCAGGAACAGGAGGACCACGACGCGCUGAAGGAGGACUGGCAGUUCGUGGCCAUGGUUGUGGACCGUCUUUUCCUGUGGACCUUCAUCGUUUUCACCAGCGUCGGGACCCUGGUCAUUUUCUUAGAUGCCACGUACCAUUUGCCCCCUUCCGAACCUUUUUCUUGAGGACCCGAGGGCCAUUUUUGGCCAGGAGUUGCAGGUGUCCUGGGGCUGUGUGACGCUUGACUCCUGUGGGAACCUAGUUUCUGGGAAGCCGCUGAAGUGGGCCUGGGGGCCGGCAAGGGUGUCUUGGACACACUGGAAAUGCCCUUCUACUUAGGGUUUUGUUCUUCUGGGGUUUUGUUGUUUCUGAGACAGAGUCUCACUCUCUGGCCCAGGCUAGCCUGAACUAUGCUGUCCAGGCUUGCCUCAAAUUCCCAGGAAUGUCACUUCCUUAGUUUCCCACGUGUUGGGAGCCAGCGCAUUUGGAUUUGGAUCUUGAAGCUACACUCAGGGUCACAGAUUAGAUCUCUAAUGCAAUAGAACCGUAAGCGGCUAGUAGAUUGUAAGCCUUUUGAGGACAGGAAAUGUGGUGGUGACUGUAACGUCCCAGCAAUGCACAAGGGGCCUAGCCCGUAAGUUCGUAACAUUUGUUGAAUCUUCAACAGAGGGGAAAAUUGGGGGGGAAGGAAAUAUCUAGAAUACUGCCUGCAACUCAUGUUGUGAUUAACCGUUUCUAUUUUUAACUUUCUAUCAUUUUUUUUUUUGUAAUGAUUCCCACCUUUAGACUGAAAAAAAAUUUUCUAAAAAGAUCUUAUUAAGCCAGGCAUGGUGUCUCCUUCUUAGAAGACCAGCGUUGAAGGGCCGAGAGGAUUACUGUGGGUUUGCAGCAAGGCAACUAUAGAGCAAGCCCUUGUCUCAUACAAACCACCUUAUUCAAGUUCCAGCUUUGGCACACAAACCCCUAAAUGACUCAGACUGUUUCUGUCCGUAAAAUAAAGCAGAUAGUGGUAUAUACUCA
This is a messenger RNA of Psammomys obesus (fat sand rat), 2406 nucleotides long. RefSeq names its product cholinergic receptor nicotinic beta 1 subunit (gene Chrnb1). The transcript has 11 exons. Gene Ontology annotation, molecular function: transmembrane signaling receptor activity; acetylcholine-gated monoatomic cation-selective channel activity. Bases 66 to 1571 code for a protein of 501 amino acids. Gene Ontology annotation, cellular component: synapse; neuron projection; postsynaptic membrane. The record is from RefSeq and is a predicted model, not a curated record. Gene Ontology annotation, biological process: nervous system process; chemical synaptic transmission; regulation of membrane potential. NCBI's taxonomy places the organism in Eukaryota, Metazoa, Chordata, Mammalia, Rodentia, Muridae.